Selaginella moellendorffii is the source of this 1359-nucleotide messenger RNA. Its product is annotated as protein EXORDIUM-like 1. The coding region runs from base 241 to 1176 and encodes 311 amino acids. The transcript has a single exon. Lineage: Eukaryota; Viridiplantae; Streptophyta; Lycopodiopsida; Selaginellales; Selaginellaceae. The record is from RefSeq and is a predicted model, not a curated record.
UACUAAACCGAUGAGUUUAUUAGGCGCUUAAACGCCAGGAGAUGGCCAAGUAUAAAAACCACGCGGCGCUCCAGAGGUCAAGCAGCAAGGUUUUCCAAGCUCUCCAAGCCUUUCUUCUCUUCCUUCCAAGCUCGCCAUUUCGAUAGAUCGAUCGAGCAUCUCGCCAUUUCGAUUCUAGCUGCGAGGAUUUGAUAGAUCGAGCAUCCUCUUCCUCUAGCAUUUCUCUUCUCGAGCUCGAAAAUGGCGUCCACGCUUCUCGCAGCACUUGCAUUCCUCUCCCUCUUCGCUAUGGCCGCUCAAUCCAAGCUCCUCGAGACGCCGCCGCUCGUCCUCGACUACCACAACGGCCCCGUUCUCUCCGGCCCGGAGCCGAUCAAGAUCUACCUCGUCCUCUACGGCCGCUUCUCCAAGAGCGACAAAGCCACCAUCACCGAUUUCCUCUCGAGCUUCUCUCCGGCGGCGGCCAAGAGCUCCUCCACCGUCGCCAAAUGGUGGUCGCUCACGCAGAAGUACACCGACUCCAAAGGCCAGGGAGUCGCGCAGAGCCUCGUCCUGGCCAAGCAAGCCACCGAUCGCAAGUACUCGCUCGGCAAAUCCCUCAAGAAGUCGGACAUCGCCACCCUGGUCGCGAGCUCCAUCCGCUCAAAGGCCUUCCCGUCCGACCCCCGCAGCAUCUAUCUCGUCCUCACCGCCGCCGACGUGAGCGUCCAAGGCUUCUGCCAAAACACCUGCGGCGAGCACCUCUACACUUUCCCCGGCUCCUCCACCGGCGGCGCAAUGCUUCCAUACGCCUGGGUUGGCAACUCCGAGACGCAGUGCCCGGGAUUCUGCGCCUGGCCAUACGCCAAGCCGCAGUUCGGCCCCCAGGAGGUUCUCACCGCUCCAAACGGCGUCGGGGUGGACGGGAUGAUCAUCACCAUCGCCAAAGUUCUCGCUGGAGCCGCCACCAAUCCGUUUGGAACCGCGUACUACCAGGGCGAGCAGACGUUUGCGCUCGAGGCGGCGGGAGCUUGCUCCAGCAGCUAUGGGCCGGGGUCGUAUCCUGGCUAUCCCGGGCAGCUCUCCGUGGAUCCCAGCUCCAAGGCGAGCUACAAUGUGGAGGGCGUGAACCGGCGGAAGUUCUUGGUGCCAUGGAUAUGGAACCCCGCGACUCUCUCUUGCGCUGGACAGCCAUGAUCUUCUUCACUGCGAUCUUCAUCGUGUAAGAUAUUCAAGAGAGUUUAGGGGUCGACGACAGGGAAAAAGGAAAAAAAAAAAGAGAGAGAGGAGAACUUACGGGAAGUGUUGAUCAAUCACUGUACAUGCCGGAUGGAACGAACUACUUUUUGGAAAUAAUGAAGAAAAAGGAUGCUUGUCUAA